AUGUCGUACUGGUUGGGCAUUCGUAAAAACAACACAUGCAAAACACAUAUAGUCGAAGACCUGGCAAAUCUAACGGAAUUAAAAUCGACUAGAUGUCUUUAUGUUGAAAAUUCGUACGGCAAUGGUCUUUGGAAAAGUUGUGAUGAGAAGAAUCAUGCUAUUUGUGUUAAAUCAA
Messenger RNA from Paramuricea clavata, 175 nucleotides. NCBI's taxonomy places the organism in Eukaryota, Metazoa, Cnidaria, Anthozoa, Malacalcyonacea, Plexauridae. The record is from the annotation of a GenBank genome assembly.